Molecule: messenger RNA, 630 nt
Organism: Ostertagia ostertagi
Lineage: Eukaryota; Metazoa; Nematoda; Chromadorea; Rhabditida; Trichostrongylidae
Source: the annotation of a GenBank genome assembly
AUGCAAUUUUCAGGUGACAACAUUUUUGUGCAUGGAAUCGCAGCCACGCCAACUCCUCUUCUGAAGGGUCUCUGUGAGCACGCGAAGGCGAACAACUUGAAGGGAAUCAAAUUGCAUCAUUUGCAUCUUGAAGGAGAGACACCAUGGACUGCUCCAGAUGUGAAGGACCGGAUCCGCUCCAACUCGCUUUUCACUGGUGGUAAUCUACGAAAAGCUGUGAACGAAGGUGUGGCCGAUUUCAACUCAUGCUUUUUGCACGAGGUUCCGAUGCUUUUCCGUAAAGGCGCCAUCAAGCUCAACGCCGCUAUAAUCCACGUCUCUGCUCCAGACGCAAACGGUUACUGUUCAUUAGGCACGUCUGUGGAUACUGCAAGAGCAGCUGUGACGAAUGCCGACCAUAUUAUUGCCAUGACAAACAAGAACAUGCCAAGAACCUUCGGUGAUGGUGUUAUUCAUUCGUCGCACUUCGACUAUGUCAUCGAGGAUAACAAUUUCCCUCUUCACACACGGAAAUUGGGAGAAAACAGUGAGGAGGAGGAGAAGAUCGGAAAAAUCAUCGCCGAGAAUCUGGUAGACAAUGGAGCAACUCUUCAAAUGGGUAAGUACGAUUCUGCACUUCAUUCCAAGUGA